Messenger RNA from Phacochoerus africanus (Common warthog), 728 nucleotides. RefSeq names its product cytochrome c oxidase assembly factor 6 homolog. Gene Ontology annotation, biological process: respiratory chain complex IV assembly. NCBI's taxonomy places the organism in Eukaryota, Metazoa, Chordata, Mammalia, Artiodactyla, Suidae. The record is from RefSeq and is a predicted model, not a curated record. Gene Ontology annotation, cellular component: mitochondrion; respiratory chain complex IV. The transcript is spliced from 3 exons. Bases 89 to 484 code for a protein of 131 amino acids.
GCCGUUUUUGACCGGCAAACGGUAGCCCGUAAGGGUCACAAGGCCAGCGAAUCCGCCGCGCGAAUUGUUUUCCUCAGGUGGUGGGUUUAUGCCGCAGGAGCCCAAGUCGGCGAGACGACUGUGCGGCACUGGGACUCGGCCCCGCACCCUUCUUCCCCUGUUGUUGGGCUGUGUGACUCUUUCCUUCCGUUGGCGCCGAAGAGAACUUGCUGCUGGGCGGGCGGAGAGCUUGAGCCCACCAGGAAUGGCAGCCCCAUCUAUGAAAGAAAGGCAGGCUUGCUGGGGAGCCCGGGAUGCAUACUGGAAGUGCUUAGAUGAGAACACAGAGGACGCUUCUCAGUGCAAGAAGUUGAGAAGCUCAUUUGAAUCAAGUUGUCCCCAGCAGUGGAUAAAAUAUUUUGAUAAAAGAAGGGACUACUUAAAAUUCAAAGAAAAAUUUGAAGCAGGAGAGUUCCAGCCUUCAAGAACAACUGAAAAGUCUUAAGCUAUUCCUGAACAUUUCAGAAAGGUUGAAAUAAUUUUUUUGGACAUUGAGAAAUGCUCUAUGGGACAAUAGUAAUUUGAAUGAUGGUAAACACCAGUGCUUGUUCUAUCUAUACAGCUCUUAAUUAAAGUGAUCAAGUAACAAGAUUCCAUUAUUCAAAGUAUGAAGAAUUGAAAUAAAAUGAUAUGAAAUAUGCUAAGUAUAGUAAAAAAUAUUUUAAGAGAAAAAUUAAAGCUUAUAAAAA